UAAUGUGUAAGUGGGCGAAAGAAGUGUUUUGAUUUUUCCUUUUAUAUAAAUUCCACUGUUAUGAGCUGGAAGUUUCAAAAUGAUUUGAACACAUAUUUAUGUAAAGAUGGAUAAUUCUAGUUCAGAGAGAAGUCCAUCUUAUACCGACAGUUCUCCAGGAUCAUUUGGUCAAAUGAAAUUUUGGGAAAGCGAUGUCUCAAACACAACGAGCCAUCGUCGUAAACCAACGUACCCAUUGUUCGGUCUUGAUCAUGUAAAAGAAAUUGAAGGACUGGUGGAAGAUAAGGACGUGGCUUCUAAGGCGGUCACGUUUGUCGUAAAUGGUACGCGAAAAGGAGUGGUACCUCUCUGUGCAGAUGUGGCUUGUCUAAUGCGGGUUAAGCAACGAUUAGAGCAGACAGUUGAGAAGCAGAGACGCGAAAUUGAGCAUCUGCGAAGUUUACACAACUCAAGGGCCAGCAUUAGAACGAGUAGAUCCACCAGUCCAACACCGCCCUCUGUUGAAUCUGAUGAGACAAACUUACAGAAAAUCACAUCAGAUCAAUGUUCCCUGUGUUUAAGAUGCAGUCCCCCAUCUACAAAAUGCAGCCCGUCCCCAUCUACUUAUGCUUCAUCUGUGCACCUAUCACAAACACUUGAGCAGAGUCCGUCAUCAGUUCAGUCCAAGGAGGACUCUUGGCAGGUAGAAGGUUCCAAUACAGAUAUCCUAGGUGACCAUCAGCAUGUAAUCAGGGCAGAGGUACAUUCAAUGCCCAUCAACACAGCAGAGGUUACAGCAAAGAAGAAGACAAAUCAUGUGACUAAUGACACCCGUUUAUUGGAAGGUGAUGUUAAUGCUGAUGAUUCUAGUGAGGAUUCUAGUGAUUCUGUGACAGUCGUUGAACCACAUCCUGUUCAAAGAGAAACAUUCCAGUCAGAAUAUAGAAUACAAAGUAGAUUGGAGGCUGAUCUAGAAUCUGCAAGAAAAGAAAUAAUUAAACUCAGGUCACAGUUACAAGCGAGUCCGGCGAAAGAACUCAACGCAUCAAAACAGAGUGAGGUGGCUUGUGAGAUGGACAUUAUUGAUGAGACAAGUACAUCUUUCGGUUCAGAUUCUUCAUCGGUUUGUCUCCCUCAUAUUCAGCCGAACAGCCAAUCAAGCGUGGUGUUGGUGAGGCAGACAACCAUGGGCUCUAGCCAUUCUUCCAAUUGCUGUUGUACAAAAUGUACAGGAUAUAAAGAGGAGGAAAGAAUUGACAAACAAGAAGACUGUAGUUCAAGUAUGACUGAAAUAAGCGCGCUAGAACAUCACUCCAAUCAUUGCCAUGGUCACAGUGUACCAGUUCAGUUAAAUGACCGAGUUGUCAUCCGAGGAGGUCGCAUAGGUCAUAUACGAUAUAUUGGACCAUUAAAUCAUGGGAACAGCAAUACAAAAAGUACAACAUACCUUGGUCUUCAGUUAGAUGAGCCACAUGGACAUCAUGAUGGGAUACACAAUGGUAAACGUUACUUCUGGUGUCAUCGAAACCAUGGAAUAUUUGUACCAAUUCAAGAUGUUUUAUCUGUAAUCAAAUCUAAGACUUCAAGACCACAGACUGUAAAGAGUAGUCGGAAGAGUUCAAUUGACCACAGUAAAUUAUCUGCAUUCAAACGAGAGAAAUCUGGCACACGUAACCGGGUCGCACCAGCCCUUUUACCAACGCCCCCAACAACAGCAAAACCAAAAAAAGAAUUUUUAUCUGGAACAUGAUAUCUGGAAUGCAGACAUUUUUUUUUACAUUGGAAAGUAGCUGUUCUGAGCAUUGACAUGAGGAAAAUCCUCAACAAACUGGAAUGAUCUAUGAAAUCUGCAAAGAAGGGAACCCUACAGAGAUCUACUUUCCAGCACUGACUUUCAGUUCUUGAUGGUCUAAAAAUAAGUGUUCAAAUUUUUGCGAAAAUUAUAAUGAUGACAUAUGUUCACUUGAUCUUGAUAACUUGUGUUCCGACCUUGGCAUUGGCGACCUAGCCAUCAGUCGUCUACUCCAGUUUUCUAAACACCUUUGAGGUAUCCAUUUAACCUAAGGUUAAAUAGAGUUUUUAAGAUAAAAAAAAUGUAUCGUUCCAUUCUGUAUAGAAGCCAACCAACUUUGAGGUCAACUUGGUGUUCAGACCACCUGCUUUUUUAAGGUAGCCAAUUGAAGUAUCAUCUCAAUAACAUAUGUUCUAUUAUUGAUGGUUUGGCAAAAGGUGUUGGGAAGGACUUUGCCACUUUCACAUAAAGGGCUUCCAGUAGAUAUGUAUAGGACAAAUACAAAUAUAUUUAGAGUGAAGAAAUUAGCUCCAAACUUUUCUGUCUCUGUUACUCCAAUGAGAAAUCUGUUGCUCCACUUUAGUCUUUUUAUCCUUUAUUACCAUUGAUUUACUUUGGUUUAUGGUUCAUGUAAGCAUACUCAGUUGGUUUUAGUUGGGGUGGGCUGUACUUGAGAGAAAUAUUCGUUAUUGUGGAGUGUAGUUAAAUUUUGUAACUACAAAAAUAAGCGCUAUAGAAGUACCAAGUAACAAGUCUGUCUCUGUGUCUCUCCAUCUCCCCAUUUGUCUGUCUGUCUAUCUGUCGGUCUGUCUGUCUGUAUCUAAAUUUGCCCAUCUCUCUGUUUCUCCUUUGUCUGUCUGUCAUACAUUAUUCAAAGUAUUAAAUCUGAAAUAAGUUUAUCUAAAAUUAAAAUUGCAUAUCAGGAAAUAUAUUUUUUUGUUAGUUCACUAACAACCUCAACUUAAACUUACAACCAAAGUGUUAAUGUUAAAACAAAAAAUAGACAACAAAUUCAUAAAUAAUAAAAAAAAAAACCAUAGUAAAAAUACCAAAUUCUUAUAAAGUUUCAAUAUAUUUCACAGUUUUUAAUGAAUAGCUCUAACGAUGUUUGUUAAUGGUAAAUAAAUAUUGUGGUUGGUAAAUUAAAUCCAAUUAAAAAAUGAAAUAUUGUCUUUUCAACUCAUAAAUAGAAUAUGAAAAUACUGUUUCCUUAUUUAAAAUUAACAGCAAAAAAUUGAAAAUAAUUACAAUUAUUUUGGUAAUAUAUUGUAUAGCUAAUUAGGCCAACAACUGUUUGUAUUGCCAAAGCUCUAGCUUAGACCAAAAAUCUAAGAAGUCUACAGUCAGCUAUUUUUAGGUUUUUGUUAAUUUUUUUUCAGGAACCUGAACUGCUUGUGUGGUAUUUUGAAAAGGCACUUUUCAAAAUUGUAAUUAGUUUGAUAAAUUCCAUGCAUCUUCCCCAAUAGUUACCAUUCACCAGUCAAAGUGAAUGUUGUGCCAGGCAUAUAGUGACAAAAAAUAUCCUUUGCUCACACAAACUUUAUGCAACAGAUUUGUGUGAUAUGUGCCCAUAUAUGGGCAUGAUGAUGUCAUAGUACACACAAAUAUGAGUAUAUGACUUUUGUCACAUAAAUUUGAUAUGGAUAGUAUGAACAGGGCUUUAAGACUUCCAAUUGUCACUAUAUUUGGGCUACACAGUAAUUUUUGUUGGCCUUCAAUGCAGUUAUCCUAAAUUACAGUAUUAGUACCACAUUAAUUCUUAUUUCAAGUAAGUAUAUCCUCUACCAUAUCUUCUUGUGUAUAAGACAAAGCGUAACAUUGCAAAUUACUAUCGAAAAAACGGGAUUGUCGCGCAACACAUAAAAAUUCUUGAUUUUUAAGUCAUGUUCGUCUUAUCUGCCAAUCGUCUGUAAUGCGUAAAUUUACUACUGAAAUGAAGCUACUAACUGUUAGUAUAAAUGAACUCAAAUUUAAAUGCGGUGAAAUACGAUUUUGGUGAAUGUUUAAAAGCGCAUGAAAUGGAAUUAUUUGGAAGCCCUUUGAGCCAGCUAGAUGCAAUAUGAAGACCAUAAAGAGCAGCAAAAAGUAGGAAAUCCGAUGGGUGAAAUAGGAGGUCGUCUUAUAUGCCCGACAUCCAAAAAUGUCCAAAAUUCUUCUGAAACUUGGGGUUAUUUUAUGCGUGGAUUGCCUUAUACGCAAGAAUUUGCGGUAAAUGUUUAUGUCAAAUUGACAUUCAAUACAGGCAUGCACAGUUCAAACUACAAAGUGGUUAUUUAUGUAAAGCGUGGUUUCCAUAAAAAUCGCUACACGCUAUCGCUGACUCCUUUGGCAAUGCUGAUCGGUCAGUUGAGACAAGGGAACAUUCCGGAUUGCGCCGGUGGGACAGCUACGCAGUGCAAGGACUGCAGUGAAAACACUGUAGUGACUGUGUAGCGAUUAUAUGGAAACCAAGCUUAGAACAUUCAAUAGAUCAUCACCACAACUAGUACAAUAAUUGUAUCUUGUGCAGGUUUUUUAAGUUGUAAUGAAGCCGUGUUAGUCUAAACAAUAUACACAGAUUAUAAAAGGCAGGACUCUGAGACUAACUUUGAUGUAAUUUAUUCAACACAAGCCUGAUGAAGCUGGCAUUGACUGCCAGCGAAAGCUUGUGUUAAAUAAAUUACAUCAAAGUUAGUCUCAGAGUGCUGCCUUUUAUAAUCUGUGUAGGUUUUUUAAGGCAACUGCUGUUAAGAAUAUCAUUCCAUUAUGAUUUAUUUAAGUACAUGUAAAGUACAUCAUUGAUUAUUUAAAAAAAAAAAAAUAUCAUUCCAUAAAAUUAUCAAAACAAGUUUGACAAAUUAACUAUUUAUUAAAAAUAGAUAAAUAUACCAUGUUUUUUUAAAUAUCGUUUUUGUAAACAUUGUAAUUGUUUUGUAUUGUAUCUACUUUAUGUUCUAAUGACUUCAGCAAGUAUGUAGAAUUGAGAAUUCCAGUUCAGUCUGAAUUUGACAUGGUUCAUGUAGUAUGCUAAAUUUAAAGUAGUAUUUUAUUUAUUACACAUCAAAAAAAAGAAAUAAUUUCAGUGUUAUAUAUUUUGUAUCAUAUUUAUUAUACAAAAACAAAAAUAUACAAAUUUUUAUAUAAAUUAUUUUUCAUGUAAAGUAGGUAUAUAUUGGAUUAAAUUCCAAUUAUAACAGAAACUAAAACUUACAGAAAAGUUAAAAACAAAAUGAUCUGAAGAUUUUAAUCAUGGCCUUUUUCAUGUCCUCUUAUCAAAGAGCUCUAUUAAUUAAGUCUCAUUUGAGGCUUUGUCUUUGGUCUUAAUAAACUGUUUUACAGGAUUUUAACCCUAAAUCAUAGAAUUGGAAGGCGGACAUCUUAUAUAUUUAACUACCAAGAUUAACGUAAGAUUUUAAAUUUGAUGAUUAUGUUUAGGAUUUUCUGAAUUUAAAUUUUUUAUAAAAAGUUGUUUUGAUAAUUCUUUCAAUAAUUUAGCAUCAUAUGUCUAAAUGUGAGACACUGGAUUGUCUUGUUUUCUUACUUGCAGUUAUAUGUGUGUAGUAGUAUUAGUUUCCAAGCCUAGGUUUUUCUAAUCAUUUGAACCUACUGGUAUACAAUACCAGCAGUGGUGCAGCGGGAACAGUUUGGUUUCCAGAGAUUUCAGUCCCUCGCUGUGCUUUUCACUUAUGUCCUUGGGCAAGGCACUUUAUCUGCAUUGCUUCUCUCCACCCAGGAGUGUAAGUGGGUACCUGGUAGGGCUAAAUGCCAAAACUGAGGUAAUGAUAAUGCGAAGCGCAUAGAGGGCUUAACAAUAUAACUAUUAUUUUUUAAAAGAAAAUCUAUUUUUAAAACAGAAGUUUUUUACUAGUGUGGUUGGUAAAUUUACAUCUACCGUCUUCCUAGUUUUCUAUGCAAGUUGAAUUCUCUAGGGAAACUCAUGAACAAGGAUUUUAACGUGGAGUGUACUCCAGAACCAAAUGAACAUGCUGACAUUUUCUCUUUUUAAACCAAAAAGCUUCGGUUACUAAAUUAUAAGCUUUGUAUUUAUGCACUGUGUUUCUGACUGGCCAUUCCCUGGCGACUUAAAGGGACAAAACUUUUUCUUAUUUCUUGUUAUAUUGUAAUUAGAUCAGCUGCAUUAAAUGCUUGUAAAUAAUUUGGUAUAGCAAAAACAUAAUUGAAGCCAUGGUAAAAUAAUAAAUUAUGGUUUACUUUUUGUGAUAUAAAUUUAGGGACACUUAUAAUUAGAGAAGGUAGAGGGUAUUGCAAUUUAUGUUAAGGAAAGUGUAUAAUAUUGCUACUCAUAGUGUGGUCAUAUUUAAAACCUCUCUUUUUCAUUGUCUGUAAAGAUUUUUCUGAUAUUUUUUCAAAAUGGUGACAGGGUACCCCAAGUUAAAAAAAAAAUUGAUUAAGUUGUUUUUUUAUGACUGGAUGUAUUUCUUGCCAAGUAUUUUUUUAAAAUUAAAAGUAACAGAUAGCACCCUCAAGCUCUCAACCAUGAGGUUAGAGAUUUGAUUUCAUUUUGCUUACCUGUAGGAUACAGAAGUUUUAUGCUGAAUAUAUAUUCUAUUGUUAUUUAUGAUUAAUAUACUGUACCUUAUGAAUAUUAAAUAUACCACCUUAUACGUCAAUCUACCCGG
Molecule: messenger RNA, 6390 nt
Organism: Anneissia japonica
Lineage: Eukaryota; Metazoa; Echinodermata; Crinoidea; Comatulida; Comatulidae
Product: centrosome-associated protein 350-like
Exons: 12
Coding region: 107-1729 (540 amino acids)
Source: RefSeq, a predicted model, not a curated record